AAUCAACAAUCACUGCUGUCGCACAGCAUCAUUGGCUCCCUAAUUGCUCGCGGAGCUCUGCUUGCACCAUGUCGACAAUGAAUGAGGAUACAGAUGCCAUGGAAACCGACGCGCGAGCUCCCACACAGCCCUUAGAAGACCAAGCACCUACAGCAUCGCAACAAACAUACCGCCAAAUCGCGGCCUCCCACAUCGAAGCCCUCAACAAGCUGAACAGCAACUUGCCCGACAUCCUCGCCCUGAUCGCAGCCGCACUCUCCCAACUCACCAACAACCCCAUUCAAUCCGAGCCACGAGAAGACUCGCCCCGGGCGCGCCAAGACGAUACUGUCGCUUUCAGCAGUGCGAUUAGAUCGUUGAUGCAAGGUUUUCGAGAAGCCCUUAUUGAGCAAAUCAAUGAUUUGGAACGUUAUGAGGUUAUUCCUGCGACUAUGCCUAAGUUCACGGCUCUGCCGAGCGCAGUACCGGGUUUGGGAGCGCAACAGCAGCAGCAACAGGCACCAAUGAAGCAGGAUCCUGAUGCUGGUGUCAAGAACGGAGGGUAUGGAACCUUUGAUGUAGGCGUGCUGAACGCGAAUGUCUCGUCUGGGCAGGUGGGAGGGGAGGAUACACUGGAUAGGGUGAAGGCGGUAUUGGGUGAGCUAUUGGAGAGGAAUGGGCAGAAAACCAAUGGAGAGGAGAUGACAAUUGAUGGGUGAGGCGUAGAGGAACCAGGUACACCGACCACACACAAACAAAGUUCAGCUGCCACACGCUGGAGGUACCAGGCGUCUAAAAGGAACUCCUGGAGGUCUUCCUAGACUCCACCAUGUGCAGCGACAUGCACCGAAUGGCUUCGAGCUGUUGAGCCCAAACGAAGGAUCGUUGCAGGCAACCAGCGAUAACACCAGCCAUGAAUGGCCUCAAAGCCAUCAGGAGAGGCCCGGGGGAUUAGGUUAGAAGCUUAUGUGGGCCUGCUGUUUUCCGUUUCGUCCAUCAGAUGGAGACAAGAGCUACAUAC
Messenger RNA from Macroventuria anomochaeta, 1000 nucleotides. RefSeq lists its product as uncharacterized. Gene Ontology annotation, cellular component: mediator complex. Gene Ontology annotation, biological process: regulation of transcription by RNA polymerase II. The record is from RefSeq and is a predicted model, not a curated record. Gene Ontology annotation, molecular function: transcription coregulator activity. The coding region runs from base 69 to 698 and encodes 209 amino acids. The transcript has a single exon. Lineage: Eukaryota; Fungi; Ascomycota; Dothideomycetes; Pleosporales; Didymellaceae.